Eurytemora carolleeae is the source of this 1181-nucleotide messenger RNA. RefSeq names its product casein kinase 1-like protein 7. Bases 16 to 1005 code for a protein of 329 amino acids. The transcript has 12 exons. Lineage: Eukaryota; Metazoa; Arthropoda; Copepoda; Calanoida; Temoridae. The record is from RefSeq and is a predicted model, not a curated record.
AUUUUCACAUCAACCAUGAAAGAAAAAUAUAAACGAAUAAAAAAUACAAAAAUGAAAUAUACACCAGAACUUCUCUGCCAGGGAUGCCCGACCCAGUAUCAAGAAUUUCUUCGCUACUCUAAAGGGUUAACAUUUUCCCAGAAACCAGAUUAUGUGUACUGUCAGGAUUUGUUCCAUCGGUGUUAUGAAAAAAAUGGAUAUACAUACAAGGACUUUUCUUUUGACUGGUCUAAACUAACCCUCCCAUCAAAUCUUUAUAAAGUGAAUCAAACCAACAAACUGGACCAGAUAAAUGAAGGUACAAUCAGUUCUCCUGAUACAUCAUCAGAAGAAUCCUUGGAUACUACAAACCAUCAUUCAGUUCAUACUGGAUAUAAUAGUGCUGUAAAAACAGAAGAUGUAGGUCGUUCUCAUUACGAAGGGAAAAGUGUUUCAUCAAAUACCCAAGAGAACAGAAAUACAGAGAAAUCUUCCGAGGCUUCGACAAAAACCAGUAAAAUGAGAAAUUCGAAAAGCCUAAUCCUAUCUCCCAGAAAACUUCAAGCUGCAAUGAAAAAAUCUGACAGCAAUUAUGAGAUGCCAAGUAGCAGUACUUACAGCCAGGGAUACUACAGUAAUAGCAGUGCUUCAGGCACUACACAAGGGGCUACUAGUUCAGGGCCAACUCAGGCGCCAGUGCACCCUUCAGGGGCAGUCAGGAGGGUUGAACGCAGCCCAGCUGAUCGACUACUGAGAGAUAUAAGAGAUGUAAAUUUUGAUGCCAUAGAACGGUUGGCAAGUCAGGAUGAGAUUAGCGUACAACCACAGAACCAAACCAAGAAGAAUAUAAGGGAAAAAAGACUUUCCUUGCUCUGCUUUAAAUGGCGACAAAGGUACAAGAAUGUUAUUUAUGACAACGACAACGAGUAUGUUCCCACACACCCACCAACUACCACAACACCACCACCAACUACCACAACAAUAAAAACGACUGUAAUAACAUCUUCUACAUCAAGCCAACCAUAAAAAUGGCAAUGUAAAUUUAUAUAAAAUAUAUAACUUGUAAAGAAAAAGAUAUCAGAACUAAUUAAUGUUCAAAGCAUAUUUUGUAUACAGCAAUUAUUUCAGCACAAAACAUAACGAGUACAUUGUACAAGUCACCCACACCCUUUUGUACAAUGUAAAUGAUAAAAUAGUAGCUG